AUGGUAGAUACGAUUCAGAAAACAAAAUAUUGGCUAUUAAAUGAUGGACAAUUCAAAAGUCGAAUAGUUAUUAAUUGUGCUGGAUUAUAUGGUGAUUAUGUUGAAAAAAUUUGUAUUGAUCAACAAGGUUUUUCAAGAUCAAAAUUUGUUAUACAACCACGCAUUGGACAAUUUUUAGGUUAUUCAUUAUCUACAUCAGAAUUGCCUAUUAAGUCCAUCAUGUUACCAUUACUAACAAAAUUUACUAAAAUUAUAAUUAUAUAUCUAAAUUUAUUAAAUAAAAUUAUUAUCGAAUUAACAGGUGAACCACAAAUUCAUCGAUCUAAAGCACCAAUUAGAUCUGAAAUAAAUAAUAAACUAUAUAGUAAAAUAACUGAAUUGAUACCAACAUUUUCAGAGUUGAAUUAUGAACAUGUUAGAUUGUACACAGGAAUACGACCAGUUACGGAAUAUUCUGAUUAUCAAAUAGAAUCAUAUAAUGAUUUACAAUUGAUAUGUUCUGGUGGAAUAUGUUCAACAGGAUUAUCAUCAUCCUUAGCUAUAGGAGGAAUAUAUUUGUAA
Molecule: messenger RNA, 561 nt
Organism: Rotaria sp. Silwood2
Lineage: Eukaryota; Metazoa; Rotifera; Eurotatoria; Philodinida; Philodinidae
Source: the annotation of a GenBank genome assembly